AUUGUGCUGCCAGGAUUCGUGAACGCCCAUUCGCAUGCAUUCCACCGCCAUCUCCGGGGAAAAAGUGGAAUCGGUGGCAAAGCGGCGGACACCUUCUGGAAAUGGCGAGACAACAUGUACGCGCUCGUGGACGGCAUCACAACAGAGAAACUCUACGAGUACUGUUACACCACAUUUCGAGAGAUGCUGGAAGCAGGUAUAACUACUGUAGGAGAGUUCCACUACGUACAUCACGGCACGGGCAAAUUUGAUUUGGACUCCACAGUUCUGAAAGCAGCACAGGACGCUGGAAUCCGGAUCACCCUCAUUCAGGUAGACCGUUUCGAUGCUGCAGUAAUGAACUCAGUCUUUCAGGGCCCGUCGGACGUCCUACUAGAGAAUCUCGAAAUUGGCGCUCUCUUCUCGGCUGUCCAUGCCACCUACACGCCACUACCAAACAUGAAGAAGUUCACACAGCUUGGCGCGAACGUAGUCGUGUGUCCAUGCACAGAAGGAUAUCUGGGAGAUGGUAUUCCGCAUGUGAUAGAUAAUCAACACAUUAGCUUUGGCACUGACUGCAACAAUCGCAUCAGCUUUCUCGAGGAAAUGCGAUGGGCUUGCUAUUCUCAGCAGGUUCGGCUCAGCUAA
This is a messenger RNA of Ostertagia ostertagi, 627 nucleotides long. NCBI's taxonomy places the organism in Eukaryota, Metazoa, Nematoda, Chromadorea, Rhabditida, Trichostrongylidae. The record is from the annotation of a GenBank genome assembly.